AUGGCUGAUAGCACUAUAAAAAACAAAAAUACUAAUUUUCGCUUUGCUGAUGUUGGUACAUUACCAAAACACAUGUUGCCACCGAUAGAAGGUUAUCAGAAAAUGCCACUGGUGACGCUUGAGGAAGCUGUAGAACCUCUUGUCCAAAUCGUACCAAACGUCAAGCGCAGUGUAUAUAUAGUCAAACAGAACUGUCAAAAUCCAGAAGAUGGUUUAACAACUGACGAAUCGGCUUCAAUUAUGCUUUACACUUUUGAAUCGAUGCCAAAUGAACACUCUCUAUACGCUAAGCUUAACACAGCUCUACGCUCCGAUCAAAGACAAAUUUUAAAUCCAUGGUUUUUGUACCUUCGACUUAUACUGACAGCGCUUUCUCGUCUUCCGUCAAAGCGUCGUUCGGUUUUUCGAGGAGUUAAGAAAAACUUGUCGAGUGAAUAUAAAGAAGGUAUGCAUGUUAUUUGGUGGGAAUUUUCCUCGUGUACUUCAUCGAUCGAAAUGUUAGAAAAUGAGCAACUAUUCGGUAGGACUGGGAGCAGAACUUUAUUUCAAAUACAGUGCAAAACAGCAAAAGACAUUACAAAACAUUCAUUGAUGUCCAGUGAAGAUGAAAUACUUUUAUUACCUGCCACACAAUUUCAAGUCGAAGCCUAUCUCGAUUCUGGCAAUGGGCUUCAUAUUGUAGGACUCACCGAGCUGGACCCAAUGUUCAGUCUUCUUGAACCAGUUCUAUCGCCAAUCCAAGCGACUCAACCCUUGGCAAAAUGUUCAAUGACGUCUCAGGGUCAGUAA
Rotaria sp. Silwood2 is the source of this 789-nucleotide messenger RNA. The record is from the annotation of a GenBank genome assembly. NCBI's taxonomy places the organism in Eukaryota, Metazoa, Rotifera, Eurotatoria, Philodinida, Philodinidae.